Molecule: messenger RNA, 533 nt
Organism: Saccostrea echinata
Lineage: Eukaryota; Metazoa; Mollusca; Bivalvia; Ostreida; Ostreidae
Exons: 3
Coding region: 14-469 (151 amino acids)
Source: RefSeq, a predicted model, not a curated record
GGACAAGUUUACGAUGUUUUUAUUGAUUUCCGUAGUGUCAGUGGUCAUUUUCAGCGUCCUCUGUACAUUUCUUCUGAUAAGAACAAGUAAAAGGCAUUACAAACGAGAAUUGCAACGAAUGAUAAGUAAUAUAACUGAAGAGAAUUCUGAUGCUGAACACGAAUACUCCGGCUACUACACAAUGGACUCAAUGUCUGGCGCGCGAUUCUCUUCUGUUUAUAAUCACACAGAAAGAGGGGAAUACAACAUUUUGUCUCUUUCACAGAGGGCAUAUGUUGAUGACGCAGAUUUCUCUCCCAUGACGUCAUUUCACCCUCAGAAUCGACAACUAAAUUCAGAAACAGAGCUGAAUGACAAUGAAAGCCUGGGCAGUGUUAUUGAAGCAGGAUGUUUAAUAAAUCUGUUUCAAGAAUGUGAAGAUGAUCUAAUGAAUGACGGAACUGAAUCAGAAACAAUCGCCAAAUUAUAGUCUCGGUGUUUUUGAGAACUGUCAAGAUUAGAAGCACAUUUCUGAGGAUGAUCAAAGUCUAAAU